Molecule: messenger RNA, 1662 nt
Organism: Lachnellula hyalina
Lineage: Eukaryota; Fungi; Ascomycota; Leotiomycetes; Helotiales; Lachnaceae
Product: putative permease
Exons: 8
Coding region: 1-1662 (553 amino acids)
Biological process (GO): nucleobase transport; transmembrane transport
Cellular component (GO): plasma membrane
Molecular function (GO): nucleobase transmembrane transporter activity
Source: RefSeq, a predicted model, not a curated record
AUGCCAGACAUCAAAAACAUGUCGUUCUCUGAUAAGGAUCUUGGAGGUUCUCGUCCUACAUCUGAGAAAGUAUCUGAGGUAGGGGUAGUGGAAGGUCUGAGCCAACCAAAACACAGUAUUCUUGAAAGAUGCCUCAGCUAUGUCAGACUUGAUAGUGGCAAUGACAUGAGUGCUGCAGGGCGGUGGAGCAAUUCUGAUCUUGAUCCGACACCGCUUGACAAGCAAUUAUGGAGGUCUCACAACUUCGUCACAUAUUGGCUCUGUGAUGCCGUAGCCCCUGGUAAUCUGCGCCUUGGAUCAUCUCUUGUGACACUGGGAUUUUCUUGGAAGGUUACGAUCGGCAUCAUUACCCUCGGACACUUCUUGAUCUCUCUCGCGAUCACUGCCAAUAGUGUCAUUGGCGCUAGAUAUCAUAUACCCUAUACUAUUCAAAGUCGCGCCUCCUUCGGAUUCUUCUUUUCCUUCGUGGUGGUCUUCAUUCGAAUGCUCGUCGGCUUCUUCUGGUAUGGCCUCAAUACUUACACUGGCGCCGAAUGUGUCAAUGCGGUUAUCAUUGCUAUAUGGCCAUCGUUUCAGAACGUACCAAACCAUCUCCCAGAGUCUGCUAAUAUUACUACCCAAAUGAUGACAGCCUACGUGAUUUAUUUCUUGAUAGUCUUGCCAUUUCACUAUAUCCAUCCUCGACACCUUAGAUGGUUUUUUGAUGUCAAAACAGUCCUUUGCGUGCCUGCUAUAUUUGGCAUGCUAGGUUGGGCUUGUCAUGUAUCUGGUGGAGGUCUUCACACCACUCUUAUGAAACAAGACACCACCUUGCACGGUUCUGCAUACACUUGGGCAUUUCUCAGUGGCCUUAAUUCCAUGCUUGGAAAUUACGGUACUAUGGCUGUCAACAUCAACGAUUUUGCCCGCUAUGCGCGCAGCUCAAGAAUGAUAGUUGUUCAGAUUAUCAUAAUUCCUCUCUCAUUCAUGCUUAUGUCUUUCAUUGGCAUUAUCAUUGCUGGAGCGGCCUCUGACCUUUAUGGCAAAGAGAUCUGGGAUCCGCUCACUAUUAUGUCUCAUUGGACUGGUAGUCAUCAAUCACGAGCCGGGGCAGCCUUUGUUGGACUGUCAUUUGUAUUGGCCCAGUUGGGUUCCAACAUUAGCGCCAAUUGUAUCUCUGCUGCAAAUGAUCUUAACGCAAUGUUCCCUAGGUAUAUCAACCUUCGCCGAGGGUCAUACCUCAUUGCAUUUAUCGGUGCAUGGGCGUUGACACCCUGGAAUAUAUUAUCGUCAGCUACCGCAUUGCUGGACUUCAUGGAUGGAUAUGUUAUUUGGCUCGCACCUAUCACUGGGGUUCUCCUUGCCGAUUAUUAUAUAGUUCAUCGCCGAACCUAUGAUAUCGAGGACAUGUAUCUACCUAAUGGGAUCUAUCGAUAUAACAAGUUUGGAACAAAUUGGCGUGCCGUUGCAGCAUGGCUGAUCGGAUGUGUGCCUCUUAUUCCCGGAUUCGCAAGUUCAAUUAAUAGCUCGCUGUCGAUUUCUCAGGGUGCGGAGAACUUAUAUAACCUUGGGUACAUUUUCGGAUUCUGUACAAGCUUUGUAUUAUACUCAGGUUUUAGUAUAAUUUCCCCGCCAAGGUCAACAUUUGUCAAGGCUAAGCCUGAAGAGCUUUCGACAGCUUGA